Messenger RNA from Phyllostomus hastatus (greater spear-nosed bat), 2424 nucleotides. RefSeq names its product NFE2 like bZIP transcription factor 2 (gene NFE2L2). The record is from RefSeq and is a predicted model, not a curated record. Gene Ontology annotation, molecular function: DNA-binding transcription factor activity, RNA polymerase II-specific; RNA polymerase II cis-regulatory region sequence-specific DNA binding. The transcript is spliced from 5 exons. Lineage: Eukaryota; Metazoa; Chordata; Mammalia; Chiroptera; Phyllostomidae. Gene Ontology annotation, cellular component: nucleus. Gene Ontology annotation, biological process: regulation of transcription by RNA polymerase II; cellular response to oxidative stress. Bases 123 to 1943 code for a protein of 606 amino acids.
GAGCGAGUGUCGGGGAGCCGGUACGAGUCGCCGCCGUCAGCGCCUCUAGGUCCGCACAGAGCUUGGGCAGCCGGGACUGGACCGCCGUCGGGGGAGCCUCAGAGCACCGUCCCCAGCUCAGCAUGAUGGACUUGGAGCUGCCGCCGCCGGGGCUGCCGUCCCAGCAGGACAUGGAUUUGAUUGACAUACUUUGGAGGCAAGAUAUAGAUCUGGGGGUGAGCCGAGAAGUAUUUGACUUCAGCCAACGACGGAAGGAGCAUGAGCUUGAAAAACAGAAAAAACUUGAAAAGGAAAGACAAGAACAACUCCAAAAGGAGCAAGAGAAAGCCUUUUUCGCUCAGUUACAACUAGAUGAAGAGACGGGUGAAUUCCUCCCAAUUCAGCCAGCCCAGCAUAUCCCAUCAGAAACCAGUGGGCCUGCCAGCUACUCCCAGGCUGUACACAUUCCCAAACCAGAUGCCCUGUGCUUCGAUGACUGCAUGCAGCUCCUGGCAGAGACAUUCCCAUUCGUAGACGACAAUGAGGUUUCUUCGGCUGCGUUUCAAUCGCUUGUUCCUGAAGCUCCCAGCCUCGUGGAGAGCCCAGUCUUUAUUGCUCCUAAUCAGAAUCAGUCACCCGAACCCCUUAUCCUUCAGCUGAUCAGCGAUUUAGAUAAUAUGCAGCAGGACACUGAGCAAGUCUGGGAGGAACUAUUAUCCAUUCCAGAAUUACAGUGUCUUAAUAUUCAGAACGACAAACUGGUUGAGCCUAGCACAGUUCCAAGUCCAGAAACCAAACAGGCAGAUGCUGACAACAGUUACCAUUUCUACUCAUUGACCCCUUCACUGGAGAAAGAAGUAAGUAACUGCGGUCCACAUUUUCUCAGUGGUUUUGAGGAUUCCUUCAGCAGCAGCAUCCUCUCCACAGAAGACCCCAGUCAGUUGACAGUGAACUCAUUAAAUGCAAACGUCACAGUAAACACAGAUUUUGGUGAUGAAUUUUAUUCUGCCUUCAUAGCAGAGCCCAGUAACAGCAGCAGCAUGCCCCCCUCUGCUACUUUCAGCCAGUCACUCUCUGAACUGCUCAACGGGCCCAUCGAUGUUUCUGAUCUGUUACUUUGUAAAGCCUUCAAUCAAAACCACCCUGAAAGCACGGAAUUCAAUGAUUCUGACUCUGGCAUUUCACUGAACACAAGCCCCAGCUUGGCAUCACCAGAACACUCAGUAGAGUCUUCUAUCUAUGGAGACACACCACUUGGUUUCAGUGAUUCUGAAAUGGAGGAGAUAGAUAGUGCCCCCGCAAGUGUCAAACACAGUGGUCCUAAAACACAGCCAGUACAGCCUUCCGGGGAUAUAGUUCAACCCCUGUCACCAUCUCAGGGGCACAGUGCUCCAACGCAUGAUGCCCAAUGUGAAAACACACAAAAGAAAGAAUUGCCUAUAAGUCCUGGUCAUCGCAAAACCCCUUUCACAAAAGACAAACAUUCAAACCGCUUGGAGGCUCAUCUCACAAGAGAUGAACUAAGGGCAAAAGCUCUCCAUAUCCCAUUCCCUGUAGAAAAAAUCAUUAACCUUCCUGUUGAUGACUUCAAUGAAAUGAUGUCCAAGGAGCAAUUCAAUGAGGCUCAACUUGCAUUAAUUCGAGAUAUACGUAGGCGGGGUAAGAAUAAAGUGGCUGCUCAGAAUUGCAGAAAAAGAAAACUGGAAAAUAUAGUGGAACUGGAGCAAGAUUUGGAUCAUUUAAAAGAUGAAAAAGAAAAAUUGCUCAAAGAAAAAGGGGAAAAUGACAAGAACCUCCAUCUACUGAAAAAACAACUCAGCACGUUAUAUCUUGAAGUCUUCAGCAUGCUACGAGAUGAAGAUGGAAAACCUUACUCCCCCAGUGAAUACUCCCUGCAGCAAACGAGAGAUGGCAAUGUAUUCCUUGUUCCCAAGAGCAAGAGGCCAGAUGUUAAGAAAAACUAGGUGUGGGAAGAUCUGACCUUUUCUGAGCUAGUUGUGUGUGUGUGUGUGUGUGUGUACUGUUAUGUAUACUAAAAGCUCCUACUGUGAUGUGAAAUGCAGAAAUACUUUAUAAUUCUAUGCAAAAUUAUAGUCAAAACUAAUGUAGAAUAUAAAAUUUUAAAAGCAUUAAAUGUUAUCAGUAUGCUGAAAUCAGUUUUACUUUAACUGCAAACUUAAUUUCUUAGAGCACCAUUUGAGAGAGUUUCUGUACACAUGUAAAUACUACAAAAACUUAUACUGUUCUUAUCUCAUUUGUUACAUUCAUAGAUUUAUAUGUUUUGACAUUUGGCUAAAAGCAAAUUGUUGCAAAACUAACCACUAUGUACUUUUUUAUAAAUGUUAUAUGAACAAAGAAAUGGCCUUUUUUAUAUUAAAUUGUUUAGCUCUGGCAAAAAAAAAUUCAGUUGAAAAGCUGGUACUAAUAAAUAUUAUGAUUGUUAAA